UAUCUGUGUUACCACCGCGGCCACAGACAUCCGUAUCUCACAUGCACUUUGGAGCUGACCUCCGUGAGUUAGUGAACACGGACGCACUCUGCGGUCACUUGUGCUUUCUUUGCAGUAAGUCCUCAAACUCUCUCUCGGCGGCGCACAGCAGGCAUGGCAGAGACCGGCCGGAUCCUCAUAAAAGGCGGCAAAGUCGUGAACGAAGACUGCUCCGUGGUCGCUGACGUCUACAUUGAAGAUGGUAUAAUCAUUGAGGUCGGACAGAACCUGCAGAUCCCCUCGGGAGUGCGGGUCAUUGACGCCACCGACAAACUGGUGAUGCCGGGCGGCAUCGACACGCACACGCACAUGGAGCUGGCGUUCAUGGGCACCAAGAGUGUGGACGACUUCCACAUCGGCACCAAGGCCGCUGUAGCGGGAGGGACCACGAUGAUCCUGGACUUUGUCAUCCCCCAAAAAGGAAAAUCUCUCCUGGAGGCCUACGACUGUUGGCGUAAGACUGCUGACACCAAGGUUUGCUGCGACUACUCGCUGCAUGUCGCCGUCACGUGGUGGAGUGACAAGGUCAAAGAGGAGAUGCAGACACUGACCAAAGAGAAGGGAGUCAAUUCCUUCAAGAUGUUUAUGGCGUAUAAAGAUGUGUUCAUGCUGCAGGACUCUGAGCUUUAUGCUGCCUUCUCACAGUGUAAGGAGGUCGGAGCUAUAGCUCAGGUGCAUGCUGAGAAUGGAGACCUGAUUGCAGAGGGGGCUAAGAAGAUGCUGUCUAUGGGCAUCACGGGGCCAGAGGGCCAUGAGAUGUGUCGGCCAGAGGAGGUGGAGGCAGAGGCCACCCAGCGGGCCAUCACCAUCGCCCACGCUGUCAACUGCCCGCUGUAUGUGGUCCAUGUCAUGAGCAAGUCUGCGGCCAAGGUGGUGUCUAAUGCACGCAGAGAUGGCCGUGUGGUGUUUGGGGAGCCCAUUGCAGCUGGACUGGGCACCGACGGUACUCACUACUGGCACAAUGAGUGGGCCCAUGCUGCCUCGUUUGUCAUGGGACCCCCCCUCAGACCUGACCCCAGCACCCCUGGGUACCUCAUGGACCUACUGGCCAAUGAUGAUCUCAGCGUGACGGGGACGGACAACUGCACCUUUUCUUUGUGCCAGAAGGCUCUCGGGAAGGACAACUUCACCCAGAUCCCCAACGGAGUGAACGGAGUGGAGGACAGGAUGUCCGUCAUCUGGGAGAAAGGAGUGCACAGCGGCAAAAUGGACGAGAAUCGAUUUGUAGCUGUCACGAGCAGCAACGCAGCAAAAAUCUUCAACUUCUACCCGCAAAAAGGCCGUAUCGCCAGGAACUCAGAUGCUGAUGUGGUUAUAUGGGACCCCAAGAUGACAAGGAAGAUCUCAGCCAAAACCCACCACCAGGCUGUGGACUACAACAUCUUCGAGGGCAUGGAGUGCCACGGCGUCCCUGUCGUCACCAUCUCCAGAGGAAAAGUGGUCUAUGAGAAAGGGCAGCUGACAGUGACUCCAGGACACGGCAAAUUCAUCCACAGAAAACCCUUCUCUGAGUUUGUUUACAAGCGAAUCAGGCAAAGGGAGCAGGUGGGGAAACCGACAGCUGUGAUCAGAAAGCCCUAUGAAGGCAAAGUCAUAUCUUUGUGAACAACCGACUGAGAACAUGAAAGGCACUUUGAAUCUCCAGCUGUGCAUCUCCAGUAAAAACCAGGAGCUACCAAAACAGCUGAAUGACACUAAUAAAGCUACUCUGAGCGGUUUCUACGUUUUUAACAUGUGACUGCAGUAAUGGCGGUUGUGUUGGUCUUUCGGUCAACGCUGAUCAACACCUAGGUCAAUGUUCUGUUGGCAGAUAAUACUACCUAUGUGAUAUUUGUUGAACUGUGUGAGGUUUCCAGGUCAGUUCUGCUCAGUGCAAAGGUCAUUAGAAGCCACUGUGCUGCCGAAAAUUACAUCUGUUCCAACAUACAUUAUGCAAUCAAGCAAUUCGCUGUCAGCCAUAAACAAUUAAGACUUAUUCAUUUCAUGGUUAUAAAUGGUCAAAUAAAAUUGUUUCAUGGAUUAAAAAAAAAAAAAAAGUGUUAUGAUUGUAAAAGAGACCCUGUCCUCACAUUUGUAUUUGUGCAUAUUAUUGUUUCAAUUUGCUAGAAAAAUCAUUUUUUUAAAACUGGCUUCAGUUGUGGAUGUGCCUGAUCCGUCUCUUACUGAGCAUUUUUUUUUUUUUUUUCACCCGUUUAAUCAUUAAAUGUUUGUUGCCACUGGUAACAA
Molecule: messenger RNA, 2265 nt
Organism: Acanthopagrus latus (yellowfin seabream)
Lineage: Eukaryota; Metazoa; Chordata; Actinopteri; Spariformes; Sparidae
Gene: dpys
Product: dihydropyrimidinase
Exons: 9
Coding region: 154-1644 (496 amino acids)
Biological process (GO): pyrimidine nucleobase catabolic process
Cellular component (GO): cytosol; cytoplasm
Molecular function (GO): dihydropyrimidinase activity
Source: RefSeq, a predicted model, not a curated record